AUGAAAACCUCUACAUUUUGGACCGUUGCCGGGCUCGUCGGCGCCGCCGCCGCCAUGCCAGCCAACUCCGAGACACCAGCCGCCGCCGUCGCCGCCGACGCCACCAGCACCGGCUCGGCCCCGUCGUGCACGGCGUCCCUCAUCACCACGCUCUGCGACUACCCCUCCCCCGGACCCUACUCCGCGGCCAUCGAGAACAAGGAAUCCUGCUGGCGGUACUGCCAGGAGCACGGCCCGUGCAACUUUGUCAUCUUCGCCGCGAGCGGCAGCCCCUGGGGUGGCGGCACCUGCUGGACGUACCCCGGGCUCGUAUUUGACGCGAGCAAGGGCCAGCCCGGCUCGAGCUGCUCCUUUGCGUACCUGUCCGUGUUUGACAAGCCGACGUGCACCGGUGUCGCGCCAGGGCCGGCCGACCGCGUGCCGAGCGAGUGCUCCGCGGCCGUGGCGACGCCGUCGGCACGCGCCGCCGUCUGCGGCUACCCCACGCCGCCCGACGACUGCCGCAGCAGCUGCACGGCCAGCGGUGGCGUGUCGGACUGCAUCGCGCAGUGCGCCCUCCGCGCCGAGGAGGCCUGCACCUACGCCGUCUUCAACCCGAGCGACCCCGCGUACCUGGCCAACUCGCCGGGCAGCUGCUGGAUGUACCCCGCGGGCGCGUACGACGCCGCGCUCGGCAAGACGUGUGAAGGCGGCGCGCCGGAGCAGUACGUGUAUGACAAUCCGUGUCCGCCGCGCCCCUCGCCGACGACGGGCGGGGCGGCGGCCGGCAGCACCGUGUAG
Cordyceps militaris CM01 is the source of this 780-nucleotide messenger RNA. RefSeq lists its product as uncharacterized. Bases 1 to 780 code for a protein of 259 amino acids. The record is from RefSeq and is a predicted model, not a curated record. The transcript has a single exon. Lineage: Eukaryota; Fungi; Ascomycota; Sordariomycetes; Hypocreales; Cordycipitaceae.